Molecule: messenger RNA, 2146 nt
Organism: Chrysochloris asiatica (Cape golden mole)
Lineage: Eukaryota; Metazoa; Chordata; Mammalia; Afrosoricida; Chrysochloridae
Gene: EHD1
Product: EH-domain containing 1
Exons: 5
Coding region: 205-1809 (534 amino acids)
Biological process (GO): endosomal transport; clathrin-dependent synaptic vesicle endocytosis
Cellular component (GO): cytoplasm; presynaptic membrane; clathrin-coated pit
Molecular function (GO): protein binding; calcium ion binding; molecular adaptor activity
Source: RefSeq, a predicted model, not a curated record
AAAGGGCGCACGGCGGGGCGCGCGCUCCACUCUGCAGAAAGUACCUCCGCCGGCCUUGCCGUGCGCCUGCGCAGUGUGGGCCGCUCCCGCCCCCGGCCCCGCCGUCGCUCCUUCGCCGGCCGGCCCGGCCUUACCUCGGCCUCGGCCCUCACCCCUCUCUCAGCCGCCGGUCUGCCCGCAGCAGCCAGCACCGCGUCCAGAAGCAUGUUUAGCUGGGUCAGCAAGGAUGCCCGCCGCAAGAAGGAGCCGGAGCUCUUCCAGACGGUGGCCGAGGGGUUGCGGCAGCUGUACGCGCAGAAGCUGCUGCCCCUGGAGGAGUACUACCGCUUCCACGACUUCCACUCGCCCGCCCUGGAGGAUGCCGACUUCGACAACAAGCCCAUGGUGCUCCUGGUGGGCCAGUACAGCACAGGCAAGACCACCUUCAUCCGGCACCUGAUCGAGCAGGACUUCCCGGGGAUGCGCAUCGGGCCGGAGCCCACCACCGACUCCUUCAUCGCGGUCAUGCACGGCCCCACCGAGGGCGUGGUGCCCGGCAACGCGCUGGUCGUCGACCCGCGGCGACCCUUCCGCAAACUCAACGCCUUCGGCAACGCCUUCCUCAACAGGUUCAUGUGUGCCCAAUUGCCCAACCCCGUCCUGGACAGUAUAAGCAUCAUCGACACGCCUGGAAUCCUCUCCGGCGAGAAGCAGCGCAUCAGUAGAGGGUACGACUUUGCAGCAGUCCUGGAGUGGUUUGCCGAGCGUGUGGACCGCAUCAUCCUGCUCUUUGACGCCCACAAGCUAGACAUCUCUGACGAGUUCUCGGAAGUCAUCAAGGCCCUGAAGAACCACGAGGACAAGAUCCGCGUGGUGCUCAACAAGGCCGAUCAGAUCGAGACCCAGCAACUGAUGCGGGUCUAUGGGGCCCUCAUGUGGUCCCUGGGGAAAAUCAUCAACACCCCCGAGGUGGUGCGGGUGUACAUCGGCUCCUUCUGGUCCCACCCGCUGCUCAUUCCCGACAACCGCAAGCUCUUUGAGGCCGAGGAACAGGACCUCUUCAAGGACAUCCAGUCUCUGCCCCGAAACGCUGCCCUCCGUAAACUCAACGACCUGAUCAAGCGAGCACGGCUGGCCAAGGUCCAUGCCUAUAUCAUCAGCUCCCUCAAGAAGGAGAUGCCUAAUGUCUUCGGGAAGGAGAGCAAGAAGAAGGAGCUAGUGAACAACCUGGGCGAGAUCUACCAGAAGAUUGAGCGGGAGCAUCAGAUCUCCCCUGGCGACUUCCCCAGCCUCCGCAAGAUGCAGGAACUUCUCCAGACCCAGGACUUUAGCAAGUUCCAGGCCCUGAAACCUAAGCUGUUGGACACGGUGGACGACAUGCUGGCCAACGACAUUGCCCGGCUGAUGGUGAUGGUGCGCCAGGAGGAGUCCCAGAUGCCCUCCCAGGCUGUGAAGGGCGGCGCCUUCGAAGGCACCAUGAACGGGCCCUUUGGGCAUGGCUAUGGCGAGGGGGCUGGCGAGGGCAUUGACGACAUUGAGUGGGUGGUGGGUAAGGACAAGCCCACCUAUGAUGAGAUCUUCUACACCCUGUCGCCCGUCAACGGCAAGAUCACAGGGGCCAAUGCCAAGAAGGAGAUGGUCAAGUCCAAGCUGCCCAACACGGUACUGGGAAAGAUCUGGAAGCUGGCUGAUGUGGACAAGGACGGGCUGCUGGACGACGAGGAGUUCGCCCUGGCCAACCACCUCAUCAAGGUCAAGCUAGAAGGUCACGAGCUGCCCGCUGACCUGCCCCCACACCUGAUCCCGCCCUCUAAGCGGAGGCACGAGUGACCGCCCACCACCCAGCCAUCUCGGCACCUGGCUGCCCAAGGCCCGGGAGGGCGGAGGGGCGGAUCACCAGUUCUCGAGGUCCAUAAAGACUGAGCCAUACUUCCUCAGCUCUUGUAAAGGAAAACCACCAUCUUUCUUUUAAGGCUGUUCCUGGGCCAAUGGGGGAGGCAGGGUGACACAUGUGAAUGAUGGAAUUUUGUGCACAAGAACUAUGGAUAUUUUUAAUAUAUAACGUUAGAGGCAGUAUUCGUUCUUGCCUCCUCCUCUGUCUGGCAGCCCCACAUGCACCUUUCUUCUCUCCCUCCCUUCCCUCUGGCUCCAGCCUGGCUGCGCAGCG